Beauveria bassiana ARSEF 2860 is the source of this 510-nucleotide messenger RNA. RefSeq lists its product as uncharacterized. The transcript has 2 exons. The coding region runs from base 1 to 510 and encodes 169 amino acids. Gene Ontology annotation, molecular function: protein binding. The record is from RefSeq and is a predicted model, not a curated record. Lineage: Eukaryota; Fungi; Ascomycota; Sordariomycetes; Hypocreales; Cordycipitaceae.
AUGCCGCCGCCACUACACAGCCGUCGACCACGACCUCAAGAUUUCGACAGACAAAGAUGGGAUCGACUGCACAAGCUACCAAGAACAGCGAAAACUGCCUUCUUGUUUGCCGUCUACGACGAUGACGGGCCUAAACUGAGAGAGCUUGUCGCCGCCGGGACCCCCACAUCAACUUCUGCGACGCCCUAUUCGGCUCUGCGCUCAGGCGCUCUAAAGGCGCUCCUGGAACGCGUUGCCGACUCUAACGGGUGUGGACUCGAUAAGAAAGCCACAGCGCUGCAUCAUCCUGGUGGCCCCGUCUACGUCAACAAUGGUCCAGAGCGCCACUUCCACGAGACGGGCAUUCGCAUGUUGCUAGAUCACGGCGCCAGCGUGCUGGAGAGAGACACGGAAAGUAACACGCCACUACACUACGCUGCCUUUGGCUCCAACGUGCGGUGCUUUCGCCUAUUGGCUAGCAAGCUGCCUCGAGAUGCAGACGCCUCCAUUGUCAACUUGAAGAGGCUGUGA